This is a messenger RNA of Ostrinia furnacalis (Asian corn borer), 3100 nucleotides long. RefSeq names its product hemicentin-1. The record is from RefSeq and is a predicted model, not a curated record. NCBI's taxonomy places the organism in Eukaryota, Metazoa, Arthropoda, Insecta, Lepidoptera, Crambidae. The transcript is spliced from 14 exons. The annotation marks the transcript as partial.
GUUCCAGUGCCACCACAUCAGCUGAUCCUGUACGACAAGUCAGGACGAGACGUGUCUGGAGUAGUCGGCCCUUUAGAAGAGGGUAACGAGCUGGUGCUGGUUUGCGAAGUCAGAGGAGGUCGUCCAGCACCAACAGUGAUGUGGCUCAUAAACGGGACCCCAGCGUCCCAGUACAUCGGUGAGAAGACUGACACCCACGUCGUGGUCAACCGGCUGGAGUUGCCACACGUGAAAAGAAGCCAUUUAAACACUACCUUCAAGUGUAGAGCCUCAAAUACUAAUCUAGUCAGCCCGCAGGAGAAGACUGUUAGGCUGGAAAUGAAUUUAAGACCAACCCUAGUAGAAAUAUUAAACAAACCAGCAACACUGUCUUCAGAGAGGUACAUCAGCCUCACGUGCGUCUCCGAAGGCAGUAGACCACCAGCUCAGCUCACGUGGUACAAAGAAAACAGAAAAUUUAAGAGAGGAAAGAUAACCGAAAGCAUGAACGAGACGUGGGUGAGCAGUAACCUCCAGUUCAUGCCUCUGCCGGAGGACGACGGCGUGCAAGUCAAGUGCCAAGCCGACAACAGCGCGCUGCCCGGACAGAGCAUCGAGGAUGCCUUCAAGCUGGACGUUGUGUAUCCGCCGGUGGUGUCACUGUCCCUCGGCAGCACCCUCAACCCCCACGACAUCAAGGAGGGCGAUGACGUGUACUUCGAGUGCUCGGUACGCGCCAACCCCAGGGAACACCGCAUCUCCUGGUACCAUAACGACAAGCCAGUUCUCCACAACGUGUUGGCAGGCAUCAUCGUCAGUACAAAGUCCCUGGUGCUACAGAAGGUGACAAGAGACCACGGAGGAGAGUAUUCCUGCAGGGCCACCAACGCCCUUGGAGAGACUGCCAGUGAAACCACGCAUUUGAGCAUACAAUAUGCCCCAGUGUGCGCCCACAUAUCCCCUCAAGUCCUUGGCGCACAGAUAGAAGAAGCGCUGCGCGUGCGCUGCUCGGUAACAGCCAACCCGCCAGAUGUGACGUUUUUCUGGCAGUUCAAUAAUAGCGGGGAGAGCCUGGACGUCUCUCCUACGAAGUUUGGUACCGCAAACGGCAGCACCAGUGAGUUGAGCUACAAACCGCAGAGCGAGCGAGACUACGGCACUCUGAGCUGCCGAGGGACCAACUCGGUGGGCCGACAACUGGAGCCUUGCGUCUUCCAGAUCGUUCCAGCAGCCAGGCCCACAGCUCCCCGGAACUGCUCCCUCCAAGCGGGCAACAACAGCAUAGAGGGCGCUGGUUGGCUGCGCGUGCGCUGCGUGGCUGGCUACGACGGCGGUCUUCCGCAGACGUUCAUACUGGAGGCACUGGACCCCAUCACUGGGAAGACGCGCUUCAAUGGGAGUGUCAAUGAUACGGAUGGCGUAGCCACCUUCAAACUGGAUCUGGCUCAACUGUCAUCGGUGGGAGACGGAGACAGUACCACUUUCAACCUGCUCAUCUACGCCAGGAAUCUUAAAGGAGAAUCUGAGAAGACACUGCUCGAGAAUAUUGCUUUCAAUGAUGCUGCUAGAAGAACAGACGGCAAAGGUGCCAUUGGUGGCAUCACCCUGGGUGUGGUCGUAGCAGCGAUUCUUGGGGCAGUUCUUGCAGCAGGGGGCAUUGCCUUAGCAGCACUUUGUGCAAGAAGACGACGCUCCCAGCCGCCACAUAAGCACCCCCCAGGGGAUAUGCUGGAGCUGAGCGAUGGGGGGAGAAGAUACGUAGUGGCCUACACCAUCAAACCCUCGCCCGAUUUGAAAACGCCGGAUCCUCAGCCUGAUAUACUGAAUGCACCAGAUGCUGACAAUCAAACGGUACAGCCAUUGUCGGUGGAAGCUGAAGAGUGGCCUAGUAUAAAAGAAGUAAGAGGAGACUGGACUAAAACUGGAGCAGUAUUUUCAGCAGAAGAUUUAGCUCUACUUGACUCUACUGGACGGCCUCAACAGCUCACACCAGGCAGUGACAUAGAGCCAAGCAGUAGGCAAGAAGACGUUCUAAAUCAGAAUAUGAACACCCUAGGAAAUAAUUUUAGGCCUAACUACGCUAUGAGCAACAGCCCCACAUUAGGGAGUCCCAAUUUUGUCUGUCCCAAUGGAAAUGUAGGGACUUUUGGAAGUCAGAACCUAACUCUAAGUGGACCCACGUUAAGUUCUGGGAGUAUUGCAACUUCUACGCUACACAGAACUAAGGGUAAAGGUAAUGCUAGAAGAAGAGAGCAUGUUCUUGCAGAAAAUUUACCAGGACCUGAAAGUUGUGUGUGAAAAUUACACUCACCCAAUUCCUUUGCAACAGGAUAACUAAAAAGAUGUUCCGAUGUACAUUUUUGUAUGCGCCUAGCGAAUUUUUUAAACAAUUUUACAAAAAAGAGGUCCACAGUUAUAGGAGUAUGGACUUAAGAACAAUUACUGCUUAAUAAUGAUUAAUGAGAUAAAUUCUUUAUAAAAUACAACAUAAUAUUAAUGUUGUGUAUCUUGGAUUGUAUUUCCCGCCUUUGUGUAUGACAUUAGUAACCGUGAUAGAAUAAUUUUAGUAAUUAUUAUUAUUCAAUCUACGAAUCUUGAUUUGUCGGUCUAAUCUUUGCUCAAAAGACUGUAAAUAUUUUAUAGGGAAUCGUAUUUUUUCAAAGAGUGUCCAGUCUCAUAAAUAAAUUAUUAUUUCAGCUAACCAAAACUGCUAGAGUGACCCUCUUGUCUCAAUAGUAAAUUGUAAAUGUACUUUGUAAAUUGUAUGCGAAGCUUUGUAGAAAUUCCUAUUUGUUUUUAAAAAAAAUCGGUUGUGUAACUGUACAUAUAAAUAGAUCUAUAACCAAAGAUGUAUAGUUGGUCGUAAGAUGGUAGUGUAAGGCUUUUGUUGUCUUUGUUUAUGUGGAAGAAUGUAUAGGUCAUGUAAAUACUCAUUACUAUAAAUGUAUAGGAGACAAUUUUAGAAACACACAUUGAUAUAUUAUGGCGUCGGCUUAAACGUUUACUCGUGAACUUUUAUGACUGGUGAUGUAAAAAUAAAAUAUUGUUUCUAAAAUUGUGUGUCUAUAGGUAGUGCCAUUUUAUAUUUAAAACUGUAAAUGUUUCCAUUUUGUGUUAAUUC